Molecule: messenger RNA, 525 nt
Organism: Postia placenta MAD-698-R-SB12
Lineage: Eukaryota; Fungi; Basidiomycota; Agaricomycetes; Polyporales; Adustoporiaceae
Exons: 1
Coding region: 1-525 (174 amino acids)
Biological process (GO): mycotoxin biosynthetic process
Source: RefSeq, a predicted model, not a curated record
AUGGGCGUGCAUUGUGCAAUCACUUACGACUGCCCUACAGCAUACCAUGCUCACGACUUCCCCUUGACUAUACCACCGGCGCUGGUUGAUCCUGGCCUCGUUAUGCUGACGGUCGAGGAGAGCGCACACUAUCCCUUGCUUGGGGAUCUAUCCGACGACGAAUGGUUAUCCCUUACCUCCGCCGGAGUGGGGUAUGUUCGUCUCGGCCCCGACCAGCGGAGAUUCGUGGUCACCAUGUUCCACGAAAUGCAUUGCCUUCGUGUUCUGAAUCUCGCUAUCGGCGGUUCUUCUCGGGCGUCCAUGGACCACGUCACGCAUUGCCUCAAUUAUCUUCGCCUCAUGGCGCUGUGCUCAGCGGACAUCACCCUUGAGAGCGGAGACUUCAUGGCGCGCGACUUCUCAACCGAGCACAUUGGAGAAACGCGUGUUUGUCGAGACUGGACUGCUGUAUACUCUGCGAUGCAUGAUAACUACGCGGAAUGGCUAAACUCGACUACACGAGUAAGUGACAGUCUCUUCUCGUGA